GAUCUGAUUGUCCCGUCGUUAAGUCGUCAUAACCACUUAAAGCGCAUACACGGACGAAAAUAAUAAUAAUAACAAUAAUAAUAAUAAUAUAGUAUAAUAUCGUUAAAACCGAAAAUCGCGGAUCGUCAAGUCCGCCGUCCCUCCCCCGCGCCGAAAAUACCGACUUACUACGCUAUCGUGCGUUAUUGUACUUUUCGGAAAUUUCGUAAAUUAAUUUUUUUUCGUUUUUCUCAAGUGUUUUACUGACCACGGUUCGGUUUUUUUCCGUUUUUACUAUCAAUUCGCACGACGUGUAUAUAGGUACAUAAUAUAUAUUAUAUAUAUAUAGCGCCGGUCGUCGUUAAAAAUUUUAUACUCUGCUCGUAAAAACCGCGGGCGCGCGCGCGAGUUUUACGACCCGUCCGGAUAUACGACGACGACGGCGAGAUGACCCUUUUUACGACAAAUUAAACGGUUCGUAAAGCCGACAAAAAGUGUUUUCGUAUAUAAAGUGUGUGUUUGUGUGUAUGUGUGUGUGUGCGCGCGCGUGCAAGAGUGAGUGUGUGUCUGGCGUGUGUGCAAUAUCAAUUUGCACCGACCCGAGCGAUGCGAUCUUGACGAAAUAUAAUCGUAUUGCAUUAUCUUCGUAAAUGUAUCACUGACUGCAGCGCUCUAAUAUAUAUAGGAAAAACGUAUUUUUUCCUCGACGUGUCGGCGAAAAAAAAUCGCGACUUUCCUCUGUCCCACGUGCAGCCACCGAGUGUGAGCGGACGGAAAUCAAACGAAAAUAUACGUCGCGUAUUUAUACAAGACAUAAUAAUAUUAUAUUAUAUAGUCGACGAGCCAUAUAAUUAUACUGCCUAAGAUGAAUUCGUACUUCGAGCAGAGCGGUUUCUACGGUGGACAUCACCAUCACCAGUCGUCGUCGGCGCACCACCACGACCAGAACGCCGUGGCGGCCGCGUACCGGUUUCCGAUCGGCUUGGGCAUGUCACCGUACGCGUCGUCGCAGCAUCAUCACCAUCACGGCUUAUCGCAGUCCAGGGCCCCGCAAGACAGCCCUUACGACGCGUCCGUGGCUGCGGCCGCGUGCAAGCUCUACGGCUCCAGCGGAGGCGGCGGUGGCGGUGGCGGCGUCGGCGGUGGUGGAGGCGGUGGCGGAGGGGGCGGCUCGGGUGGCGGCGGUGGCGAUCAGUCGUCCGCAGCCGCCGUGGCCGCGGCCGGGCUAAACUACACGAAGACCGAGCCGUGCGUCGGCAAAUCGGACGCCGCGGCCGCGGCCCACCAGAACGGUUACGCGUCUUCGCCCAAGGACGUGGUGUGGCCCGGCAACGCGGCGUCUGCGGCCGCCAAUGGGUCGCUUCUCCGGCCCAACGUGUGCACUCCCGAAUCCCGCGUCGGCUACGGGUCCGGCAACAGCGUAUCCGGCCUGGACGGCGCCGGCGCCAGCCCGAACUCGGCACGCAACUCGGCCGGCUCGCUGUCCGCCUCGUGGAACACAUGCACCGGCAUCAACAACAACGGUCACCAGCAACAGGCCCUGCAGCUCAACCAGCAACAGAACAACCACACGUUCUACCCGUGGAUGGCCAUUGCAGGUCAGUCUCUAGGAGCAAACGGUCUCAGACGCCGUGGUCGACAGACGUAUACCAGAUACCAGACCCUCGAGCUGGAAAAAGAGUUCCACACCAACCACUACCUGACUCGCCGGCGGCGGAUAGAGAUGGCGCAUGCGCUGUGCCUCACCGAAAGGCAGAUAAAGAUUUGGUUCCAAAACAGGCGGAUGAAGCUGAAAAAAGAGAUACAGGCCAUCAAGGAGCUGAACGAGCAGGAGAAACAGGCGCAGGCGCAGAAGGCCGCCGUGCUGGCAGCCGCUCAGGCCGCCGGUGAUCGCUAAAAGAAAAAAAACGGAUAACAUUUUUUUUUUUAAAACAACCACCCCCGACCUAUUAUAUACGAGUUAUCAUUAAUUUUCCUUAUCGUUUUAUUAUUUUUAUUUUUUACCCCCUUCGUCGCCAUAUUUUUUUUAACGUUUUUAUUUUUGUACAUAAAUUUGUAAUUUUCGUUUUUUUUUUUAUGCCCUUAUAUUAUUGUAUUAUAUACUAUUGUCGCGCGCGCGACCGUCGUGUUUGUUUCUAGUUGUGUUCAAUAUAUAAUAUUGUAUAUUAUCCCCUAUAUUAUUAUAUAAAAUAAUGUAUUCAUAAGGAUUAUGUCGCUUUUUUCAUUAUAUAUAAUAUAUUUAUAAAUAUAAUACUGUAAAUGUAAAUACGAAAUCUAUAUACGUAAUAGGUGUGUUAAGUCACCGACCCCCUCCCCAUCCCCCCCUCCAUCACCAUGCGGCCAAAACCGCUCGUCGCCCUGCAGAAUCGUCCCGAAGAGAAACCGCGCGGCUGAGCUCGUCACGUGAUGCAAAUACGACGGCCACGAAACGCGCAUCGCGAAAAGAAGACGUCACCGUCGCCGUCGCCGCCGAGACAAGACCACUAUAGCUGCUGCCGCAGCAAGGAUUGCCGGAAUGCCAUGCGCACACGCGCUCGUAUACGCCUAUACAUACGAAUCCUUCGGAUCAUGAUCACCAGGUCAAAUCGAUAACCGCACACACUCACACCACACAUUCAUUCGUGAACGAGCACACCGAGACUCGGAAAAGUAUUCCCUCUGUGUUGUAGAUCAAAGAGAUAAUAUUAUUAUUUAUUUGUUUUUUUAUAUAUAAUUUUUUUUUAUAUGGUUUUGUUAUAGGUUAUUUUUUUAAGGAAAAAAAUUAGUAUAUUUUGUUUUAUUUUUAAUUUUAUUAUUAUUUUUGUACCCCUCGAAUGAUCCUCAAUAAAAAUAGACUAUAAUAUAUAUAUAAUAUAUAAUAUAUACAUAUUAUAUAAAACAAUUUAAUAUACAUGUAAUAUUGUAUAUAUACAAUAUAUAUAUAUAAGUGUGUACCUACAUUUAGCGCCAACGUGUAAAAAUCUAUUUAAUAAUAACUUUAAUACAUAUAUUAUAUAUUAUAUUAUAUUGAUAAUAUUAUUUAUAGCGAGUGUGUAAUAAUACGAAAUUUAAUAAUAAAUAUAAUUAAUAAUAAUACCUAUUUAUUUUUCAAUUUUUUUUUUUUUUUUGUGAAACCAAAAUAUAUAUAUAUAUAAUUUAUAUAUAUAUUUACUGAAAUAUGUAAUAAUAAUAAUAAUUUGAAUAUAUACCUACUGUUAGUGAAUAAAUAGAAAUAAAAGAUAAAAGUGAAAUUCUAUACUAAAAAAAAAAG
Messenger RNA from Acyrthosiphon pisum (pea aphid), 3229 nucleotides. RefSeq names its product homeotic protein ultrabithorax. Gene Ontology annotation, cellular component: nucleus. The record is from RefSeq and is a predicted model, not a curated record. Gene Ontology annotation, molecular function: DNA-binding transcription factor activity, RNA polymerase II-specific; RNA polymerase II cis-regulatory region sequence-specific DNA binding. Lineage: Eukaryota; Metazoa; Arthropoda; Insecta; Hemiptera; Aphididae. Bases 845 to 1876 code for a protein of 343 amino acids. The transcript has 3 exons. Gene Ontology annotation, biological process: negative regulation of transcription by RNA polymerase II; anterior/posterior pattern specification.